CCGUCCCCACCACCACCCGCCGGUGCACUCCUUGCCCUACCCACAGAGCCCUCCGCCGGUCCUCCGCGCUCCCGCGCUCUGUUCCGCCCAGGUCGUGCCCAGCUGGAAUGCAGAGAUCGCCGCCCGGCUACGGCGCACAGGACGACCCGCCCGCCCGCCGCGACUGUGCAUGGGCCCCGGGAUCCGGGGCCGCAGCUGAGCUACGCGCCCUCCCCGCUGCACGCGCUGCCCCCGCCGUGCCCGCCGUCCCCGCCGUGCCUGCCUCGCCGCCCAGCCCGCAGCACAGUCCGCAGCACAGCCCCGAACCGGGGCGCUAUGGCCUCAGUCCAACUAGCCGCGGGGAACGCCAGACAGCCGACGAGUCGCGCAUCCGGCGACCCAUGAACGCCUUCAUGGUGUGGGCAAAGGACGAGCGCAAGCGGCUGGCUCAGCAGAACCCGGACCUGCACAACGCGGUGCUCAGCAAGAUGCUGGGCAAAGCGUGGAAGGAGCUCAACACAGCAGAGAAGCGGCCCUUCGUGGAGGAGGCCGAACGGCUGCGUGUGCAGCACUUGCGCGACCACCCCAACUACAAGUACCGGCCACGCCGCAAGAAGCAGGCUCGUAAGGCCCGGCGGCUGGAGCCCGGCCUCCUGCUCCCGGGCCUGGCGCCCCUGCAGCCGCCGCCCGAGCCUUUCCCCGCGGUGCCUGGCUCGGCUCGCGCCUUCCGCGAGCUGCCCUCAUUGGGUGCCGAGCUCGACGGCCUAGGGCUACCCACGCCUGAGCGCUCCCCUCUGGACGGCCUGGAACCCAGUGAAGCUGCCUUCUUCCCGCCGCCCGCGGCGCCCGAGGACUGUGCGCUGCGGGCCUUCUGUGCACCCUACGCUCCCGCAGAGCUGCCUCGGGACGCCAGUGGCUGCUUUGGGGCUCCCUUGGCGGAGGCGCUCAGGACCGUGCCCCAACCCGCGCCGCUCACGGGCUUCUACUAUGGCGCCCUGGGGGCGCCAGGCCAGUACCCCGGCCCGCUGUCGCCGCCUCCGGAGGCUCCGCCGCUGGAGGGCGCGGAGUCGCUGGGCCCUGCCGCCGACCUAUGGGCCGAUGUGGACCUCACCGAGUUCGACCAGUACCUCAACUGCAGCCGGACUCGGCCCGACGCCCCCGGGCUCCCAUACCACGUGGCGCUGGCCAAACUGGGCCCGCGCGCCAUGUCCUGCCCGGAGGAGAGCAGCCUGAUCUCGGCUCUGUCUGACGCCAGCAGUGCUGUCUACUACAGCGCGUGCAUUUCUGGCUAGACCUCCCCCAAACCCUGCCCUCGCAGCGCCUCCUUCCGCAACCACCACACCGCUGUGAAUCUCUGCUCUGCCUCAGCGUCUGUUUCAGCCUCGUGUAACAGCCCCUUAAGAGCCAAGGUCACUCUUGGCCUUGCACCCCACCUACCCAGGCUUCUGGGCCUCCAUCCGGGGACUCUAGGAGAGUCCCACAUGUCCCACGCUUUCCAGGGCGCCCAGGCUGGGCGCCUGUUGGCCGGCCCUGCCAGGAUUAAGUUUUUGAAAGGCUUUUACCCUUUUUUUCUAGUAUAUUUUCUAGAAGCAGA
Molecule: messenger RNA, 1573 nt
Organism: Otolemur garnettii (small-eared galago)
Lineage: Eukaryota; Metazoa; Chordata; Mammalia; Primates; Galagidae
Gene: SOX18
Product: SRY-box 18
Exons: 2
Coding region: 108-1271 (387 amino acids)
Biological process (GO): vasculogenesis; angiogenesis; lymphangiogenesis
Molecular function (GO): DNA-binding transcription factor activity, RNA polymerase II-specific; RNA polymerase II cis-regulatory region sequence-specific DNA binding
Source: RefSeq, a predicted model, not a curated record